CUCCCCCAUCCCUCUAGCCUAGCGUUUCCAGCGGCCGUGCAUUUCCGGUGGGGGUGCCGCGCCCAGUGAGGGCCCGGAAGUGGGUCGCGCGAAGAUUGCUGGGCGGUUCUUGCCGGAAGUGGAGAGUGGCUGAUCGCAGUCGGGAGGUGAGGCAGAGCUCUGAGGUGGUACAUUAUGGCUGACAUGCAAAAUCUGGUCGAAAGAUUGGAGAGAGCAGUAGGCCGCCUGGAGGCAGUAUCUCAUGCUUCUGACAUGCACUGUGGGCAUGGAGACAGUUCUUCAAAAGGAGCAGCUCCAUAUGUGCAAGGGUUUGAUUCACUGCUUGCAGGUCCUGUGGCAGAGUACCUGAAGAUGAGUAAAGAGAUUGGGGGAGAUGUGCAAAAACAUGCGGAGAUGGUCCAUACAGGUCUGAAGUUGGAGCGGGCUCUCUUGGUUACAGCCUCUCAGUGCCAGCAGCCAGCAGGCAAUAAGCUUUCUGAUUUGUUGGCACCCAUCUCAGAGCAGAUCCAAGAAGUGUUAACUUUUCGGGAGAAGAAUCGAGGCAGCAAGUUGUUCAAUCACCUCUCAGCUGUCAGCGAAAGCAUCCAGGCCCUGGGUUGGGUGGCUAUGGCUCCCAAACCUGGCCCCUAUGUGAAAGAGAUGAAUGAUGCUGCCAUGUUUUAUACAAAUCGAGUCCUCAAGGAAUACAAAGAUGUGGACAAGAAGCAUGUGGAUUGGGUCAAAGCUUACUUGAGUAUAUGGACAGAGCUACAAGCUUACAUUAAAGAGUUCCACACCACUGGACUGGCCUGGAGCAAAACGGGGCCUGUUGCAAAAGAACUAAGUGGAUUGCCAUCUGGACCCUCUGCUGGAUCAGGCCCUCCUCCCCCUCCACCAGGGCCACCUCCCCCCCCAGUCCCCACUAGUUCAGGCUCAGAUGACUCUGCUUCACGCUCAGCACUGUUUGCGCAAAUUAAUCAGGGGGAAAGUAUCACACAUGCCCUGAAACAUGUAUCUGACGAUAUGAAGACUCACAAGAACCCAGCCCUGAAGGCUCAGAGCGGUCCAGUGCGCAGUGGCCCCAAACCAUUUUCUGCACCUAAGCCAGGAGUCAGCCCAUCUCCCAAACCUACCACAAAGAAGGAGCCAGCUCUACUUGAACUGGAGGGCAAAAAGUGGAGGGUGGAAAAUCAGGAGAAUGUUUCCAACCUGGUGAUUGACGAUACAGAGUUGAAACAGGUGGCUUACAUAUACAAGUGUGUCAACACAACAUUGCAAAUAAAAGGCAAAAUUAAUUCUAUUACAGUAGAUAACUGUAAGAAACUCGGCCUGGUGUUUGAUGACGUAGUGGGCAUUGUGGAGAUAAUCAAUAGUAGGGAUGUCAAAGUUCAGGUAAUGGGUAAAGUGCCAACCAUUUCCAUCAACAAAACAGAUGGCUGCCAUGCUUACCUGAGCAAGAAUUCCCUGGAUUGUGAGAUAGUCAGUGCCAAGUCUUCUGAGAUGAAUGUCCUUAUUCCUACAGAAAGUGGUGACUUUAAUGAGUUUCCAGUCCCUGAGCAGUUUAAGACCCUAUGGAAUGGGCAGAAGUUGGUCACCACAGUGACAGAAAUUGCUGGAUAAGCGAAGUGCCACUGAGGUCUUUGCCCUCUCUUGUCACACCGUGGGGAAAAUGUGUAUCAAGAUGAUUAUUUUCUUCUUUUUUUUUUUUUUUAGAUUUCCUCUACCUUUCUGCUCUUAAACUGCUUCUCUUCUUUGAGAAGCAUAGCUACCUGCCUUCACUGAAAUAUACCUCAGGCUGAUUUGGGGUGGGAUAGCAGGUCAUUUGAUCUUCUGCAGGAAGGUGCAGCUUUUCCAUAUCCAUUCAACCACACCAUCAGUCCAUUCUUAAGGAACGGCAGACCAAGAAUGGUGUUUUGGCUUUCAGCCUUUGGGGUUUAUUCAUCCAACAGUCUUUUAGGAAGAACAAAGUAGUCCCCAAGAACUAACAGAUCAAAAUGUUCACAUAAGUUAAUUUUUUCCUAACAAUGAGCAUGAAGGUAGCAGAAGCUGGUGUGAUUCUAGUUGGUUCUUCUAAUCAGACUAAUUUUUUAUUGCUGAUAACUGAGAUAAGGGUUACACUGGCCCAAAGGCUGAAGCUUGGCUGUAUAGCAUUCCGAGCAAAAUUGUUUGCUGUAAGCAUUUCUUUAUCUGCAUUUCAUUCUGGGUCUGCCUAAACCUAAGAUACUAGGUUCUCCUAUACCAGCUUCUGUGGCAAUACCCUGUACUUAGGCCAUUUAAAGGAGUUUUGAGACUCUUUCUCUGGGACCCCUGCCCACCACAUUCCUGCAGAGAUGACUUUAAAGGAAAAAGGAGAAUGACACAGCAUUCCAUGUAAAUUGGCAUUCCUUCCUCCUUUCAUGCUAGGUCAUCCAUCUUCGUUGCCCCCUAUGCUCUGUCACACUCAAUAGCUUUUGGCUUCUGUUGGGGUACUUAAUCAGAGAACUGAAACCUCCACCAAGGACUGGUUUUAGGUCUUAAUGUAAGAAUCUUGCAUAGCAUUGCUAAUGUAAAUUUCAGUUUUUCCCUCUAGGACAAACACAUACCAAAAUAUGCAACUUUUUUUUGGUGGGAAGAGAAAUUGUCCUGUGACUUCUACCCAUUUCCUGAGGCCUGUGGAAAUAAACCUUUAUGUACUUAAAGUUAUACAGAAAAUAGAAUAAAAUUAAUACCAAACUUG
Erinaceus europaeus (western European hedgehog) is the source of this 2695-nucleotide messenger RNA. RefSeq names its product cyclase associated actin cytoskeleton regulatory protein 1 (gene CAP1). Gene Ontology annotation, molecular function: adenylate cyclase binding; actin binding. Gene Ontology annotation, cellular component: cytoplasm. Gene Ontology annotation, biological process: cytoskeleton organization; cell morphogenesis; regulation of adenylate cyclase activity. The transcript is spliced from 13 exons. The record is from RefSeq and is a predicted model, not a curated record. NCBI's taxonomy places the organism in Eukaryota, Metazoa, Chordata, Mammalia, Eulipotyphla, Erinaceidae. Bases 175 to 1599 code for a protein of 474 amino acids.